Hypoxylon fragiforme is the source of this 1696-nucleotide messenger RNA. Its product is annotated as Brix-domain-containing protein. NCBI's taxonomy places the organism in Eukaryota, Fungi, Ascomycota, Sordariomycetes, Xylariales, Hypoxylaceae. Gene Ontology annotation, biological process: maturation of LSU-rRNA; maturation of 5.8S rRNA. The transcript has 2 exons. The record is from RefSeq and is a predicted model, not a curated record. The coding region runs from base 319 to 1569 and encodes 416 amino acids. Gene Ontology annotation, molecular function: rRNA primary transcript binding. Gene Ontology annotation, cellular component: nucleolus; preribosome, large subunit precursor.
AAAGAUUUAGAAUUUACUUCGUACGCCAGAUAAGAACCUUUUGGACGAUAAGAGACCCACCUACGCUAGUAGCCAUUUGAUCCACUAAAAUUUUCAGAUGCAAGUCAACAUUGAACUCUGCAAAUGUUCUGCAAAUGUUCUUUCGCGAAUCUUUUUACUUUACAUGUUACGAAGUUCGUAUAUACCAGACAUAAUUACUCGAGAAAAGAAAAGAAAAACCAGAUUUGAACACUUGAGUUCAUCUAUACGGCGUCCCAUAAUAUGUCAACCAUAUCCUAGGCUUUUGUAUAUCAACAUAUUCGAUCAACAAGUAACAAUAUGGGUUCAUACAAGUCUACUUCGUUGUCUAAGAAGACAGGCAACAAACUUCACCGAAAAUCAUUAUACGUGAAGCAGAAGAGAGAGCGCGAAAAGGAGAAGCGCGAGUCUCAGUUUCGAAGAAAGAAGGAGGAGGACAAAGAUCCCGAAUUGCGUAGGGAACGAGUCAAGCGAAACCAACCCGCAACUAUCGACCGAAAACGUGUCUGGGAUGAUGUUGACGAUGAUGGACUUGGCGCAAGCGUUGACAUGGAGCAAUUUCUUAAGAAAAGGCGCUUACAACAAGAAGAAGCAGAAGAGAAGCUGGCAGUAGAUGAGGAGCAAGGCGACGGAUCCGAGGAAAACGAAGAUGACCAAGAUAGUAUGCUAGGUUCGGAUGAUGGCGAUGAUGAAGAGUCGGACGAGGAAGCUGCCGCAAAAGCUCGCGCAAAGCAAGUAAUUCGAGACGACAGUAUUGCACCUUCAACUACGUCGACAAAUCUUGACCUUACACCGGAAUCAUUAGUAGCGAAAUUCCCAACGCUCUUCUCAGAUGAUGGACCUCCAGAGCCCCAGGUCUUGGUUACCACCACUCUCAACUCAACCCUUCACGACCAAGCGAGAUUACUUUGCACCCUAUUCCCCAAUAGCACAUACAUUCCACGAUCAGCACACAAGUACGGUUAUAAGUUUAGUGUGAGGGAGAUCUGCAAAUUUGCAGGUAAUAGGGGAUUUCGCUCAGUCAUGAUCCUGAGGGAGGACCAAAAGAAACCAAUUGGCCUGGACAUCAUCCAUCUACCAUCAGGGCCAACAUUCCACUUCAGUAUAUCCAACUGGGUUGAAGGCAAGAAGCUCCCAGGCCAUGGAAAUCCUACCAACCACUAUCCAGAACUACUGCUCAACAACUUCAAGACGCCAUUAGGUGUCCUCACUGCAAGGCUCUUCCAGACGCUUUGGCCCAAGACGCCCGAGCUUCAAGGUCGUCAAGUAGUCACAUUGCACAACCAACGUGAUUACAUAUUCCUUCGUCGACACAGAUAUGUGUUUCGAGACAAGAGACCAACAGAAAAAAGUGUGGUUGGCGCAGAUGGAAAGGAGAUGAAAGGAGUGGAACAGAUUCGCACAGGUCUUCAGGAGUUAGGCCCUCGGGCAACUCUUAAACUUAGACGCAUUGAUAAAGGCAUUGGUCGGGCUGGGAGCGAAGGAGAAGAUGCUAUACAAUGGGAAUGGAAGGCAAAGAUGGAAAAGGUACGAACGAGAUUCAAUCUCUAAGAGUGUUCAAACUAUUCUUGUUUGUAUGCCUACUGAGUGGUUGAGUCAAUAUACCCGAAGUUUUGAAUGUUCAACGUCUGCAUGUGGUUGAAAUGUGCUCCUUAUCCUUAUAUACGUAUGUACUGAC